Messenger RNA from Fonsecaea multimorphosa CBS 102226, 1062 nucleotides. RefSeq lists its product as uncharacterized. The transcript has 3 exons. The record is from RefSeq and is a predicted model, not a curated record. NCBI's taxonomy places the organism in Eukaryota, Fungi, Ascomycota, Eurotiomycetes, Chaetothyriales, Herpotrichiellaceae. The coding region runs from base 1 to 1062 and encodes 353 amino acids. Gene Ontology annotation, molecular function: oxidoreductase activity, acting on NAD(P)H.
AUGAAGGCCAUAGUUAUGCAAGGAGGAUCGAAGGCUGCACUGGUUGAAGAUCGCCCUCUUCCCAACUUACGCCCUGGGUAUCUCCUUGUCAAGGUGGCUGCGGUGGCACUCAAUCCAACCGACUGGAAACACAUUGAUUGGCAUAACAGACCAAAUCUUCUAUGUGGCUGUGACUACGCUGGGACGGUGGCUGCUGUGGGAACAAAUUGCUCAACGUCAUGGAAAGAAGGCGAUCGGGUUUGUGGGAUGGCUCAUGGGGGCAAUAAAUCCCAGCCCGAGGAUGGGGCUUUCGCCGAGUACAUCGUGGCAAAGGCGGAUGUGCAAUUGAAAAUACCUUCACAUAUGUCGUUUGCCGAAGCUGCUACUCUAGGAGUAGGCAUUCUUACAGUAGGGCAGGGUUUAUAUCAGGCAAUGGGACUUAAGUUGCCAAUGGAAGAUGAAAAGGAGAAGGAUAUCAAUAAAACAACAACAGGUGAAUACGUGCUUGUCUACGGUGGUUCAACAGCCACAGGAGCGUUGGGUAUCCAGUCACUACGGGCGUCGGGAUACCUCCCCAUCACUACUUGCUCCCCUCACAACUUUCAAUACGUCGCUUCGCUCGGUGCCGUGGCCUCCUUCGACUACCGUCGUCCCGACUGCGCACAGGCGAUCAAAUCAUAUAGCCACGGAAACCUGCGAUACGCGUGGGACUGCAUAUCAACGGAACGCAGCGCACAAAUUUGCGCCGAAGCCUUGGCCUCCGCGGGAGAAGGCGACCUGAGAUACGGAUGUCUGCUCCCCAUCGACUUCCCUCGCAAGGACGUCCGCGUUACACACACCCUCGCGUACACCGCCAUCGGCGAACCCUUUGACCAAGGCUGGGCGAAGUUGGCUGCUGGGGAUACCGAAGAUUUCAAGUUUGCGCAGAAGUGGGUUGCCGUCGCCCAAAGACUGCUGGAACGAGGGUUGCUUAAGCCGCAUGAACCCAGAAUACAGCCAGGUGGCCUAGAAGGUGUGGUGGAAGGCCUUGAUAUCUUGAGAAAUGACUCGGUCAGUGGACAAAAAUUGGUUUAUCAACUUUGA